This is a messenger RNA of Ceratosolen solmsi marchali, 789 nucleotides long. Its product is annotated as FAD synthase. The transcript is spliced from 6 exons. NCBI's taxonomy places the organism in Eukaryota, Metazoa, Arthropoda, Insecta, Hymenoptera, Agaonidae. The record is from RefSeq and is a predicted model, not a curated record. The annotation marks the transcript as partial.
CUAGUCAUUGGAAACGAGAUCCUGAGAGCUCAAGUCACGGACACAAAUUCAAAUUUCAUUUGUAAGCAUCUUUAUCGUUGCGGAGUUAAAGUUAAGAAAAUUUCAGUCAUAAGCGACGAUGUUGAUGAGAUAGCGCAAGAAAUCAAGGAAUUCUCUGGGAAAUACACACACGUUAUAACUUCGGGUGGCAUUGGACCGACCCACGAUGAUGUUACUUUCCAAGGUCUAGCAAAAGCAUUCGACGAUAAUUUAUAUUGCCAUCCAACGCUAGUAAAAAUUAUAAAGACAUAUUUUCAUAUAGAAAAUCCUUUAUCUCCCAUAUUUAAGCCAGCUUAUAUACCAAAACAAGCUAUUUUAAAAUUUACUAUUAACAGUGAUACAAAUUUGCCAUCUAAUUUUCCAUGUAUUAUAUUAAAGAAUGUUUAUGUUUUUCCUGGAUCACCUGCUUUUCUACAAGUAAAUUUUAAAAAUUUAUACAAGAUUUUAUUUGAUACGAAGAAACGCUUUAUACAGCAAGAGUUAUUUCUUAAUGCUUCGGAGGAUGUAUUUGCAAAUGCCUUAAGUACAGCUUCUAAGGAAUUCCCCAACAUAGUAUUUGGAUCUUAUCCAGAAGAAGCUAAAAAUUAUAAAGUUCGAGUGACAAUAGAAGGUGAUGAGAAAACGGAAAUCAAGAAAGCUAGAGAAAGAUUUUGUAAUUUGAUACCUUCAAAUAUUGUAGUUGAUUAUACGAAAUGAUGGAAAAAUUCGUUCAACAAAUUAGUUGACAAAUACAUAAUAAAGUAUUAGAAA